CUGCCUCUCCCUCGCUCCUCUCGCUCGCUCGGCUCACUCCCUCUCCAAAGCGGCAGCCUCACGCAGUCACGCGCUCCACCACGCCACCUCCCUCCACCCCUCACUAUAUACUCACUCCUGCUGUUUUCCGUCCAUCCGCCCACCGGUUCGCAGCCCGCGCCUCAAAACCCUAGCCCCGGGCGGAUCGCGGGGCGCCUCCGCGGUGCCAGCGACGCGGCUCGUUUGAUCCGAUUGUUGGUCGAGCCCCGCCCUCGCUGCCGCGCUUCGCUCCGGCUGUGCAGGUGCAGCGGCGUGAGCACCGAGCACACUCGCGAAUGGGGAACUGCUGGGGUGCGCGGAUCAAGGAUGGGAGCCCUCACCCUGGCGCCUCAGGAAUGUUCUCAAAGAGUAGUGGUAAGGAUGGGAGUAGGCUUAGCGGCUGUAGUAGUCGAGCCUCUUCAGCUUCUAUGCCACCAAGUGCGAAGACUGAAUGUGAAAUCCUGCGAUCCGCCAAUGUUAAGAUCUUCACCUUCAAUAAUCUCAAGGCAGCCACAAGGAAUUUCCGUCCUGAUAGUGUUCUAGGUGAAGGAGGGUUUGGAUCUGUCUAUAAAGGAUGGAUCGAUGAGAACACAUUAUCACCUUGCAGGCCUGGCACUGGGAUUGCUGUUGCUGUGAAAAGACUCAACCAUGAGGGUUUGCAAGGGCACCGAGAGUGGUUGGCGGAAGUUAAUUACCUAGGUCAGUUCUGUCAUCCCAACCUUGUCAAGCUGAUUGGAUACUGCUUAGAGGAUGAGCACCGACUGCUAGUAUACGAGUUCAUGCCCCGUGGGAACAUGGAAAACCAUCUGUUUAGGAGAGGCUCAUACUUCCAACCUCUGUCAUGGAACCUUAGAAUGAAGGUUGCACUGGGAGCAGCAAAAGGACUAGCUUACCUUCAUAGUGCAGAGGCAAAAGUUAUUUACCGAGAUUUUAAGACUUCGAACAUCCUCCUUGACACAGAUUAUUCUGCGAAGCUUUCUGAUUUUGGAUUGGCUAAGGAUGGUCCUGUCGGUGAGAAGAGCCAUGUGUCCACAAGAGUUAUGGGAACAUAUGGUUAUGCAGCUCCUGAGUAUCUUUCAACAGGUCACCUAACUGCAAAGAGCGACAUCUAUAGCUUUGGGGUAGUGCUUCUGGAGAUGCUGUCAGGCCGCCGCGCCAUCGACAAGAACCGCCCCCAGGGUGAGCACAAUCUCGUGGAGUGGGCUCGGCCUUACCUCACACAUAAGCGCAAGAUAUUCCGGAUCCUGGAUACGAGGCUGGAAGGUCAAUACAAUCUGAACGGUGCACAAACAAUUGCUGCCCUUGCUCUCGAAUGCCUAUCCUACGAAGCUAAGAUGAGGCCGACUAUGGACGCUGUGGUUGCUAUUCUAGAAGAGCUCCAGGGCUCUGGUGAAGCCGAGAAGAAGCUUCAAGAACCCAAGGCCGGAACCAAACAGGCACCUGCUGCUGUGAGUGCUAGCAUGAGCAGCAGCCGCAAGCCUCGCCGGAAAAGUCUGGGAGACACAAAGGAGACUGUUGGUGUUCCAGAUCCCAAACCAUUGGCCCAUUCUCGUUAGCAAGGAAAAGCAUUGCCUGGUCAAGUCGUUAGCUAGACUGUAGCUCGCUUGUGAAUAUGCUAUGGUCUGUGUAUGUAUGUUCAGAGGGUAAUCGGGCUUUUGGCAACAGUCUUUUCGUCUUUAUCAUGAGCUGCUCGGUUCAGCCUGACUGGAACCUGUAUGCCGAAACCCAUGGCAUCAGAGAGAGGGGGAGAGAGCUCAUGUUCCGAGUCUUUAACUUAUGUCUUCGCUAC
This is a messenger RNA of Zea mays, 1807 nucleotides long. RefSeq lists its product as uncharacterized. Gene Ontology annotation, biological process: protein phosphorylation. Gene Ontology annotation, molecular function: ATP binding; protein kinase activity. The record is from RefSeq and is marked provisional. NCBI's taxonomy places the organism in Eukaryota, Viridiplantae, Streptophyta, Magnoliopsida, Poales, Poaceae.